AUGGGGAAUACGGAGAGCAACGUUACCAGCGGGGUGAAGAAGCAAGCCGGAGUCUCCACCCAGGCUCUAUACAAGUUCGUGAAUCUCAAGGGCGGUGGACUCCUGGUGGACAUGAUGAAAAGAGCCUGUCAAACCAAACAGUUUGCUGAGAUCGAUCACGCCAUCAAGACCAAGGUGGAGCCCUUUCUGUACAACAAGGGCGCUGGACGGUACUUCCCUAUCUCGAAGCUCGUACUGCUGCGCAAUCGGGAUCGCCCCCGCACUCGCCAAUUGCCCGAGAUCCGAGCCCUCGAGAAUCCAGACGACGACUUCAACAUCCAUGACUACUGCCCCGAGGUUUCGGAGGCCGAGUAUAUCUCCAAUCCUACGGCCUAUCGAUUCGUCUGCUGGGAUCUUAAUAUGCGUGGCGCUGUGGGCGAAACCAUUCUCCAUUUGUGCCUGCUUAAUGCAUCUUCCUUGCACGCUGAUCUCGCCAAAAGAUUGCUAAAAUUCUACCCGAAACUCAUCCUGGACAUAUACAUGAGCGACGAGUACUAUGGAGAGAGUGUCCUGCACAUAGCCAUCGUCAACGAAGAUCCGGCAAUGGUGAAGUAUCUGCUGGAUGCCAACGCAGAUGUUCAAGAGCGCUGCUGUGGAGCCUUUAUGUCAGCGGAGGAUACUAAGUUUUCUCGCACGGAUUCGCCGGAUCACGAGUAUGUGGCACUUUGCCCCAUGACCAACUACGAUGGCUAUGUUUACUGGGGAGAAUACCCAUUGAGUUUUGCCGCUUGCCUGUCGCAGGAGGAGUGCUUCCGCUUAGUUUUGGCCAGAGGUGCCGAUCCCGACUUCCAGGAUACCAACGGAAACACCGUUCUCCACAUGCUGGUCAUUUACGAAAAGAUCGAAAUGUUUGAUGUUGGCUACGAGGUUGGAACAAACAUUCACAUAAAAAACAUUCAAAAUCUCACGCCCCUUACUUUGGCCGCCAAGUUGGGCAGAGUUGAGAUGUUCUUCCACGUGAUGAGCAUCGAACGGGAGAUCUAUUGGCAAUUGGGUAGCAUCACAUGUGCCGCAUAUCCGCUUUUGAUGAUAGACACUAUAAAUGAGGAAACCGGCAAUAUCAACAAGGACUCCGUGCUGAACUUUGUGGUGUUUGGCGAUAAGCUGGAGCACUUGGAGCUGCUAGAUGGAGUGGUCAUAGAUCUGCUGAAGACCAAAUGGGACACGUUCUGCAAAUCGCGUUUCUACAAGCAGUUUUACAUGUUCGCCCUCUACUUUCUCAUCUCGCUGUUCAGUUUCAUCCUGCGUCCAGGUCCGGAUGCCAAGGACGAAGACGAGGAUGGCGCCAAUAGCACUACGGCUAAAAAUGAUCUGUACAGGCGAAAUGAUUCCGAUUCGUACCAUCCGCACAGCAAGCGGGCUACAAUGACUACCGAAUACAAAACAUUUUGGCUUAAUUUUACUGAGUACUACGAUCCAUCGGAGGUUGAGGUUUUGCCCGCCUGGUGGGAAAGUUACGCUCAGUGUCCUUUGAUGAAUCUCGAAUCCGACUUGGCCAAACUUCGUAUCAUGGCAGAACUGUUGAAUUUUGUAGGAGCUAUACUGUAUCUGCUGGUCGCCUUGCGAGAGGCUCGAUUCCUGGGCCUUAAAAUGUUUAUUGAAAACUUGAUGACGGCACCUUCGCGAGUUAUGUUUCUGUUUUCGUGUGCUUUGAUGAUGACCAUACCCUGGUUGAGGGUUUCCUGUCUCACCGAAAUAGAUGAUCACGUCACCGUUGUGAUAAUGCUAACCACUGCUCCCUAUUUUCUAUUCUUUUGUCGCGGCUUCAAAACAGUCGGUCCCUUCGUAGUGAUGAUAUACCGCAUGGUCAUGGGAGAUCUACUCCGAUUCGUCUCCAUCUACUUGGUGUUCGUGAUGGGUUUCUCUCAGGCAUUUUACAUAAUUUUUCUGACCUUCGACAACCCAUCUUCGCCAGAGGAUCAGGACGCGGAAUCCAACCCAAUGCCCUCACCCAUGGAAUCUAUAGUGGCCAUGUUCCUGAUGUCGCUAACGAAUUUUGGUGACUACUAUGGAGCGAUGGUGUCCACGCAGCACGAAUACGAGGCGAAGAUCCUCUUCUUUCUGUUCAUGGUGAUCGUGAGUGUUCUGCUGGUGAACAUGUUGAUCGCCAUGAUGGGUAAUACGUAUCAGAAGAUCGCCGAGAUCCGAAACGAGUGGCAGCGCCAAUGGGCCAGGAUCGUCCUCGUCGUGGAGCGGAGUGUUCCUCCCGCCGAGCGGUUGAAGAACUUUAUGCAGUACAGUCAGUCGAUGUCGGAUGGCAGAAGGGCACUGGUCCUCCGGUUGAAUAUGACUGAGGAGGAAAAGGAGGAGAUGAAGGAGGUGCAGGAGAUGAAGCGCAUCCAUCAGCGGUUCGCCAAGAAGCGGCAAAUGGAGCGCGAGGCUCGCGCCCUUCGACGUCAACAGGAGUACGAGAAGUUCUUCGGCACCGCCCCCAAAUCGGAAAGUUCCGAUAACAACAACUUUUGA
This is a messenger RNA of Drosophila sechellia, 2505 nucleotides long. It is a transcript of the gene nan, whose product is annotated as transient receptor potential cation channel subfamily V member nanchung. The record is from RefSeq and is a predicted model, not a curated record. NCBI's taxonomy places the organism in Eukaryota, Metazoa, Arthropoda, Insecta, Diptera, Drosophilidae. The coding region runs from base 1 to 2505 and encodes 834 amino acids. The transcript is spliced from 9 exons. Gene Ontology annotation, cellular component: plasma membrane. Gene Ontology annotation, molecular function: protein binding; calcium channel activity. Gene Ontology annotation, biological process: calcium ion import across plasma membrane.